Phaedon cochleariae (mustard beetle) is the source of this 1599-nucleotide messenger RNA. Lineage: Eukaryota; Metazoa; Arthropoda; Insecta; Coleoptera; Chrysomelidae. The record is from the annotation of a GenBank genome assembly.
AUGCAUGCGACUUGGAUAUCGACUUUGAUAAUAAUCAUCGCUUUUCAUUACACAGAUGCCAGCCCUGCAAGAGUGGUGUGCUACUUCAGUAACUGGGCGAUAUACAGACCAGGAAUAGGAAAGUAUGCAAUUGAAGAUAUUCCGGUUGAUCUCUGUACGCAUAUUGUGUAUUCAUUCAUUGGAGUAGACGAUAAAACUUGGAGUGUACUAGUCAUCGAUCCAGAAUUGGAUGUUGACCAGAAUGGCUUCAGAAACUUCACGAACAUCAAGAAGACCCACCCAAAUGUGAAAUUAGAAAUAGCCGUAGGGGGGUGGGCCGAAGGGGGAUCCAAAUAUUCAGCCAUGGUUGCAGACAAAUCUAGAAGAGACACUUUCAUCAGUAGCGUUGUUGACUUCAUGAUCCAGUAUGACUUCGAUGGUUUCGAUUUGGACUGGGAAUACCCCGGAGCAGCGGACAGAGGAGGCAGCUUUUCCGAUAAGGACAAAUUCUUUUAUUUCGUCGAGGAGCUGAGAAGAGCAUUCAACAAAGUUGGAAAGAACUGGGAAAUCACAAUGGCAGUGCCUGUAGCCAAGUUCCGUCUCCAGGAAGGAUACCACGUCCCAGAGUUAUGCGACCUACUGGAUGCAAUUCACGUUAUGUCAUACGAUUUGAGAGGUAACUGGGCAGGUUUUGCAGAUUCUCACAGCCCAUUGUACAAAAGACCGCAUGACCAAUGGGCCUAUGAAAAACUAAAUGUGAAUGAUGGUCUUCAGUUAUGGGUUGACUUUGGUUGUUCCCCAAAGAAACUGGUUGUAGGAAUUCCUUUCUAUGGAAGAACAUUCACUUUAAGCGCUGGUAAUAAUAAUUAUAAUCCUGGAACUUACAUAAAUAAAGAAGCCGGUGGUGGUGCUCCAGGACCUUACACGAAUGCAACUGGGUUCUUAGCAUACUACGAGAUAUGCCCAGAAAUUAUGAACAAAGAUUCUGGUUGGACCAAAAAAUGGGAUGAGGAAGGAAAAGUUCCAUAUGCUUACAAAGGAACCCAAUGGGUGGGCUAUGAAGAUCCAGAAUCGGUUCAGAUCAAAAUGGAUUGGAUCAAGUCCAAAGGAUAUGCCGGUGCCAUGACUUGGGCAAUCGAUAUGGACGAUUUCCACGGACUGUGUGGGCCAGAAAAUGCCCUAAUGCACAUCCUGAAUGCCAAUAUGAAGUCCUACGAUGUUCCAGAGCCAACCUUCUCAACAACACCAAGGCCUGAAUGGGCCAGACCUCCAAGCACUCCACCAUCGGACGGUUCCCAACCUGUUCCAACCACUCCAAGACCAAGACCAUCUUCUGCACCUUCAACUGUACGAACUUCCACAACAAGUAGACCAACUGCUUCUUCUGUUAAUCCAACUCCAGAAUCGUCGACGAGCUCGAAUGAGAUAGACAAUACUGUGGAAUGUAAAGGAGACUUCAUGCCCCAUGAAGAUUGCGAUAAGUAUUACCGAUGUGUCCAUGGUAAACCAAUGGUAUUUAGUUGCAAACCAGAAACUGUCUUCCAUACAGUCACGAAUGUUUGUGAUUGGCCAGCGAAUGCUGAUAGAGAAAAAUGUAAGCCCUCUAAAAAAAUCCAUUAG